This is a messenger RNA of Malania oleifera, 387 nucleotides long. RefSeq names its product dehydration-responsive element-binding protein 2A-like. The transcript has a single exon. The record is from RefSeq and is a predicted model, not a curated record. The coding region runs from base 1 to 387 and encodes 128 amino acids. Gene Ontology annotation, molecular function: transcription cis-regulatory region binding; DNA-binding transcription factor activity. NCBI's taxonomy places the organism in Eukaryota, Viridiplantae, Streptophyta, Magnoliopsida, Santalales, Ximeniaceae. Gene Ontology annotation, biological process: response to stress; positive regulation of DNA-templated transcription. Gene Ontology annotation, cellular component: nucleus.
AUGAAGGGUAAGGGUGGACCGGAGAACUCCCAUUUUAGUUACAGAGGUGUAAGGCAGAGGAGAUGCGGUAAGUGGGUCGCAGAGAUUCGAGCACCAAACAGGGGUACAAGACUCUGGCUUGGUACAUUCCCGACACCACUCGAAGCUGCGAUGGCGUAUGACGAGGCUGCAAGGGCCAUGUACGGUCCUGUAGCCCUGCUAAAUCUUUCAAACAACGCUUCAGUGAAGGAGGCACCUACAUCAAGCAGUGAUUGUUCGUCAGACAUAUCAGCAUCAUCUUGCAUGGAUUAUAGUUUGGAUUGCUUAAAACCAAGCUGGCCAGAAGAUUAUGACUACAUGUUGUAUGUGCCAGGAACACUUGAUUUGAUAUUACCAGAUCUUGUGUAA